Messenger RNA from Danaus plexippus (monarch butterfly), 2684 nucleotides. RefSeq names its product pickpocket protein 28-like. Gene Ontology annotation, biological process: sodium ion transmembrane transport. The record is from RefSeq and is a predicted model, not a curated record. Gene Ontology annotation, cellular component: membrane. The transcript has 10 exons. Lineage: Eukaryota; Metazoa; Arthropoda; Insecta; Lepidoptera; Nymphalidae. Gene Ontology annotation, molecular function: ligand-gated sodium channel activity. The coding region runs from base 6 to 1592 and encodes 528 amino acids.
AAUUUAUGUAUAUUGAUGAAAUACAUUCACCGAGUCACACGAGCGCUCCCGGCUCCGGCACCGACCGCAUCACGAUGCGCACUCGCGACCCCGAGCUGUGGUGGAAGAGUAUUAAAGAGACAUCUCCGGAUGAGUUUGAGUUACGACUGAGAAGCAGCUUCCGAUACACGAUACGGCAAUAUAUGAGGAACAGUUCUAUUAAAGGAAUCAGAUAUGUCACAGACAGGAGACAUCCCCGGCUGGUGAGAUUUUGCUACGCGUUAGUUAUAUUAAUUGCAACGGUGGGUAUGUGUGUGCUCAUACCUGUCACCCUGAGUUCUUCUGGUCAGAGCAGUCUGUCCGUGAGUCAGGAGUUGGACGUGUUCCCUCUUAGUGAGGUCGACUUCCCAGCGGUCGGUCUCUGUAGCAGUGGUCGGAUCAGUCGAGAGUCUCGUGAUGAGUACGCGGCAUACUUGCACUCUUUAGAUAAAAACAGUACAUUCACUCUCAAUCAAAUCAAAACGAAUCUGUUGGCUUUCCUCGGCAUUAUCCAUCUAAGCGCAUCAACUUACGACCCAAAAUUUUUGGAUUUUUUGAAAGAAAAACUUGGUGAGAUUAAUGUUACAGAUAUUCUCUACCAGCUAUCUCCAAAAUGCGAGCGGUUGCUUCUCCGCUGUGGUUGGGCCGCACGCCGCGUCACAUGUGACAAACUAUUCGGAAUAAGACUCACUGAGUUCGGCUUCUGUUGCAUCUUUAAUUCAAGAUAUCUCUCCAUAGAUAAAAACAACUCAGUGUUCAGGGCGACAAAAACAGGGCCAGACGAAGGGCUUCAGGUGGUCAUCAAAGACAAUUCACAAGACUUUGUAAGACGUGUACGACCUGCUAACGACGUUCAGAUAAUGUUAUUCGAUGGGAACCAGCAUCCGCUGGCUCGUGCUGGUGUGAUCCGCGUCUACUCGUCGGGACGGAACUCAUUCGUGUUCCUCUCACUCCGCGCCCGGAUGAGACUCGCAGACCCUGAACUAGCAGGAUACGAGGACACUUGGCUGGGUUGUGGUUCACGCUCAUGGUCACAGUGUAUCUCCGAGUGUCGAGCUCGGAUGCUGAGAGCGCUCUGCCUCUGCACUCCAUUCGACCAGCCGACACAAACGGUCUGCUCACUGGAACAUCUCGAAUGUUUGGCCAAAUAUAGAGAGAAACUGAAGUACUUUUACCCGGGAGAGGACGUUCAUGAAAGUCUGCGAGAGGAGAAAGCCAACGCUAUUCAUUGCGAGCACUGCAUUCCAAAUUGUAACGUUCAACAUUACUCAGCGCUUAUGGAUGUAGUGCCCUACGGAGAACACAGCUACAAGAUACAUCGAGACAACUUUAUGCAAGGCUUAAAACUCAUGAACACGUCAGUGAUCCGCGUGUAUUUUAGAAACAGCCAACAGGAAAUACAAGUUAUUGAGCUCAACAGACGCUGGUACGAGUCGUUAAUAUCUCACAGCAGCCUGGUGAUGUCCCUGGCUGGCGUCACGGUCGUCAGUCUGACCGAGCUGAUGUUCCACUUGAUCCUGCUGUGGGUGAACACACAUCGCAAGACACCAACGACACCACGGACAGACUACUAGAGGAUACAGUAUUCGAAGGUUACAAAGAACGUUGGCUGAAUUACGAUAUUAUCAUUCCUUUUAAUGUGGUAUGUUAAUGAUUUAAUAAAACGUUCAUACACGCAUGGUACAUAUAUAAUGGAAACAGUCAUGGAUAAUAAAAUAGCUAUGAUUCGAAAAAGAAAAAAUUUUAUUAUAUAAAAAAAAUAUUAUUAAUAAAAAACAAAAAACUAGUAUUUAUAUAGGAACAGUAAAUAACGUAACGACUGAAGCGGCUCUCAACGCUUUAAGAUAUAUGUGAUGUGUUGUUAGAGACUCAAGAUCGGUGUCAAGGAUACUUUAAUAUCAAGCGAGAUGAGAGACGUUUGGCAUUUGAUACGGUCAGCGACACCGCGGGCAUCUGUUGUAUUAGGAAGAGGUCACGCUCUCUGAAUACUAUUGGAAUAAUGUUUUAUUGAGAGCUUAGGAAGGAAUUAAUAAUUGGAGUCUCGUUUAAAAGGACACGAGCUAUUUAUUACCUUGUGACCGAAUUUCAAGCUGUUUUUCUUAUAUUAAUAACGAAACCAAACCACUAUAUUUGCUUUUAAAUAUCUUUAUUAAUGAUUAAAAUGAAGUAAAAUGUAUUGUAUUAGCACACCGGCUAUUGAAUAAUGAUUCAAAUCUACAAAGCAAUUCUAGUAAUGAGUCCGGUCGAAGAACCUUCGAUUCUAAAAUAUGGGAGUGAUGUAAAUUUUAAUGUUGAUUUAUUUUUAUCUUCAUUGCCGAAUAUAAGUUACGAAAAUCAAAAACUAUUUUUUGGGAAUCUUUUUUAUUGUGAAGUUCUUUUUAUUUCCAUUAAAAGUUUAAUGAGGAUACACAAAUGCAAAUAUAGAAAAUUAUAUGGAUGAAUAACGGUCCACUGUAUUUUUAGAAGCCUCGGUCUAGAAGUCAUCAUAAUAAGGUUUAAGUGAUUUUGUAACAUAUAAUUAGUAGUUAUUAUAAACCUGGUCGUUGGGUAUUUCAGUUGAUAAGACGUCUGUCGGUGAGCCGCCGGUGAUGGACGGUAUUACCUGUAUUUUACAUAUGAAUAUGUUUAACAAUAGAAAAGCCAUUAAAUUAUUUGUUGGUACCACA